This is a messenger RNA of Cajanus cajan (pigeon pea), 568 nucleotides long. Its product is annotated as large ribosomal subunit protein eL43. Lineage: Eukaryota; Viridiplantae; Streptophyta; Magnoliopsida; Fabales; Fabaceae. Gene Ontology annotation, biological process: translation. The record is from RefSeq and is a predicted model, not a curated record. Gene Ontology annotation, molecular function: structural constituent of ribosome. Gene Ontology annotation, cellular component: ribosome.
AUCAUAAUAUAAUGUAAAUUAAUUGUUCAAUCAUAAAAAGAGAAGAAAAGGAUUAGGGUUCGUGUAGAAUUGUUCACUCUGUUUGUCUAACUAACAGAGACGCAUAGCAGAGCGACGGCACCUUCGAUCCAGGAACCAUGACUAAGAGAACGAAGAAGGCUGGCAUUGUUGGAAAAUAUGGUACCCGAUAUGGUGCUAGUCUCCGGAAGCAGAUCAAGAAGAUGGAAGUUAGUCAACAUAGCAAAUUCUUUUGUGAAUUUUGUGGAAAGUAUGCUGUGAAGAGGAAGGCUGUGGGAAUAUGGGGAUGCAAGGAUUGUGGUAAAGUAAAAGCAGGGGGUGCCUACACUUUGAAUACUGCGAGUGCUGUCACUGUUCGGAGCACCAUCAGGAGGUUGAGGGAACAAACUGAGAGUUGAGCUUUUUGUUUGAUGUAAGAUUUUGACUAAAUUAACUUGAAAAUGUUUCGUUUUUGUUUGGAGAGCUGUAUUGUUUUAAUGCAAUUUGAACCUUUUGAGACGAUGUUUUGCUGGAAAGUAUCAGGGUACCAGUUUAGUUUAAUGGCUUGAAA